GGAGUGACGGGGGGAAGGAGGGAGGGACGUUCCAACGCUCUGUUAUUGCUCUCUGCCAUUCCCUUUAUGAACUGAAGACCAGAAACAAGAGAGAACUUGAGCUUAAGAUGGAUUUUAUCACCUCAAUUUAAACCAGAGGACACAUUUCUUCACUUUUCUUCAUUACUCUUUUGAAGGAUAACUUGGAGUGUUAAGUGCUCAAACCUGCACCAUCACAGCAGCAGGUAAGAUGAGGUCCAAAAGCAGCAGGGUGGAGAGUCCAGCUGAUGRGGUCCUGGUGGUUCCACCAGGUGACCAUGACAUCAACCAAGAGCAGGAAGCAGGUGUGCCCGUGAAGAGCCUGAAGGCCAGAGUUCAGCUGGAGGAAGGUGAGUUUGAGCCAGAUGUGAUCCCUGAUAAAGAGAAGCUGCUGUUGGAGUCCACGGAGGCAGCUGGGGACAAACGAGGGGACCUCAUGGAUCUGUCCAAAGAGGACCUGCUGAAACUGCUGGGAAUCAUGGAAGGAGAAGUUCAGGCCAGGGAGGAUGUUAUCUACAUGCUGAAAUCCAAGCAGACGCCUCCRGAGGUCUUUGAGUCACAGUAUGGAUGUGUGGCCCCAGGCUCGGCCCUGAAAGCUCUGCAGAGGGACAGCUUCAUCACUGGCACCAAGCAGUCCAACCCUAGUGUUUACCAAAAACCCAUGKCUGAGCUGAAGCGUCUGCAGGAGAAGCACAGGGAGACGUACAGUCGGAUGCUGGGCCAGCUGCUGCUGGCUGAGAAGUGCCACCGCCACACGGUGCACGAGCUGGAGACGGAGAAGCACAAACACGUUGAUUACAUGAACAAGAGCGACGACUUCACCAACCUCCUGGAGCAGGAGAGAGAAAGACUGAAGAGGUUGCUUGAAAACGAAAAAGCCUACCAAGUCCGGAAAGAGAAGGAGCACUCCAAACGUCUGGCCAAGGUGCGAGAGGAACUGGUCAAACUCAAGUCCUUCGCCUUGAUGUUGGUCAAUGAGCGCCAGCAGCACCUGGAGCAGAUGGACCAGCAGAACCAGCGGGUCCAGGAGCUCAGCGCGCAGCUCCAGCAGCGGGACCAGGCUUUGAAUGAAGCCAGGGAGAGCGCUCAGGAGGAUGCCCGCCGGGUGCAGAGUCUUGAGGCCAAGGUCAAGGAGAAAUCCAGCAAAMUCGCCCAACAACAUGAAGAAAUGAGCACCAAGCUGUCCAGUCGGGAGCUCCAAAAUCGACAACUUAACGCUGAAAUUUUGGAGCUCGCCCACAGCGUAGAGGAGCUGGAGCAAAGCAACAGAGCUUUGAAGAAGUCUGAGGAAGAAAUGCAGGAGUUAAGAGAGAAGAUCAGCAAAGGGGAGUGUGGCAGCUCUAACCUGAUUACUGAACUGGACAAUCUGCGGAAGCGGGUGCUUGAGAUGGAGGGAAAGGAUGAGGAGAUUACCAAGACAGAAAAUCAAUGUAAGGAGCUAAGAAAGAGGCUAGAAGAGGAGAAUAACAAGAGUAAAGACCUCAGGCUGGACGUAGAGAGGCUCCACAAAAGGAUGAUGGAGUUAGAGAAGCUUGAGGAAGCAUUCAGUGUUAGCAAAGCUGAGUGCGCACAGUUGCAAACUGCUCUAGAACGAGAAAAAGUCCUGACCAAGGAGCUUUCAGAUGAAGUGAUAGCUCUUAAGAUCCGUAUGAAAGAGCUCGAGUCUUCUGAAAUCAAGUUGGAAAAGUCCGAGUUAAGCCUCAAAGAUGACCUGAGGAAGCUCAAGUCUCUGACUGUUGCUUUGAUGGACGAGCGAAAGACACUGAUGGAAACUGUGAAGUCAGAUGAAAAGAAAAAAGACGAACUGAGCGAGACGGUCAAACUUGAGCAGGCCAGAGUUAUGGAUGUGACUGAGAAACUGAUAGAGGAGAGCAAAAAGCUCCUGAAACUAAAAUCUGAAAUGGAAACCAAAGUGGAGGCUUUAACGGCUGAAAAAGGGGAGCUCAGUGCUAAGCUAGCUUAUGAAACCGAUAAAACAGAGGAUCUCAACUUUAAGAUAAGCCAAAUGAAAAAGAAGCUGGAUGGAUUUGAGCAAGCGGAAAAGCUGUCUGUGAGGAAUUCAGUGAUUUGUGAUCUGGGACGAAUGUCUGACCCCAAUGGGAAGGAAGACAACAAAGUUAAAGAGCUGACGUUUGAAAUCGAGCACCUGAAAAACCGUCUGAAACAACUUGAAGUGGUGGAGGGAGAUCUGAUGAAGACAGAAGAUCAGUAUGACGUGUUGGAGAAAAAAUUCAUGACCGAAAAGGAAAAAGCAAAUGUCCUUUCCCAGCAGGUGGAGGAAAUGAAGAACCAGAUAUUACGGAACAAAGCCAUUGAGAAAGGAGAAGAGGAAAGCCGGGAGGAAGAUCUCAGACAGCGAUGCAAGAGAGAAGAAGCCAAAACCAGAGAGCUACAAGCCGAUGUGGUAGCUUUAAAGGAGAAGAUCCACGAUCUGAUGCACAAAGAAGACCAGCUUUCUCAGCUCCAAGUGGACUACUCCAUCCUACAACAGAGGUUCUUGGAGGAGGAAGAAAGGGCUAAGAACAUGGGAACUGAGGUUUUCCAUCUCACCAAAGAGCUAGAAAUAGCAAAGCGUCAAAGUCGGGCACUACGACCCAGCCUAAAUGGCAGGAGAAUGGUGGAUGUAGCUGUCACAUCCACUGGAGUACAGACAGAGCCAUCAUCUGCUGAACCAGCAGAGGAGGAUACACCGGCUGGCUUCAUCAGAAAGUCCGUUCAAGAAGAGAAUCAUAUUAUGAAUAACAUCAGACAGAAAUGUCUGAAGAAGCCCACUGAAAAAAGCAGCACUGCUGAUCGCUGCCCUUCGACCGGCAGCGACUUUGGAAUUAAAAAAUCCUGGAUUCCCUGGAUGAGGAAAAAGGAGACCACUCCUCAGGAGAGCGGUCUAGUGAAACCUCUAAACAUCAAUGGGGAACAUUUGMCUUCUAAACUGAUCGCACCUCAAACCCAAGGGCAACCUUUACACAUCCGAGUGACACCAGAUCACCAAAACAACAUUGCCACCCUUGAAAUCAGCAGCCCGACCGCUGAGGAUGUUUUCUCCAACUCGGCCCCCCUCAGCCCCAACCCAUCUCAGCCGAAAUCCAGGAUCACAAUCAUUCCCACCURCUCUGUUCCAACCACUCAAAGAAAAACACCCACUGGACUUCAGCGUCCCGAACGAGCUAAGUCUCCGGUCACAAUCACGACAGUAUCCAGGGCUAAGUCUCCAGAAAGCAGUCGACUCUCCUCRUCUACCUCAGGAAGACCGCUGUCUCCGGUUUCUGUUAUGACAAUCAGCAAAGCUGUGGUGCCUGAGACUUCCCGAGAACCUCAGGAGAUGACCAUGGGACGGGCUGUGUUCAAGGUUACCCCUGAGAAGCAGAUGGUCCCAAUAUCUGUCCGUAAGUGCCAAAACAAUGGCAGCAUCAUCACCACUACAGAUGAUAACAAGAUUCACAUCCACCUGGGCAACAGCAACCCCCCAAAGAUGGUGGUCAGACCAGUGGCUAGUGUAACAGAAAACAAAGARCUGACCCUAUCAACUGGGACAGUUUUGCGCUCUCCACGCCAAAUCACAACCACUACAACCAGGAGCAUGCAGACAAAAGUGUCAAGCAGCAUCACCAUAUCUACUGUUACAUCUACAACUCCAAGACCCACCCAAAGCACGAUUGGGCAUGAACCCCAGCCAACUCGCACGGGUCUUACCCGUAUCCCAAUGUCCAAGAGCCUGAAGGCCGGAAAAGCAGCUUCCCCGGGGAUCUCAAGUGGACUGAAGCUGGAGUCUCGGACUGAGAGUCAGUCUGUGAGGAUAGAAGUCAAAAAAUCCACUGUGAAUAGCAGUUCUAUACAAAAUGGAGGGAAAGCUUGACUGACAACCAUUCAUCCAUUUUCUGUACCUGCUUGACCMUUGAUUCAGUGUCAUGUGGAGCACAGUCCAUCACACAGUUUACCUGAUGUAAUAUACUAUAAGCAGCAAAAAUCUAAUCGUUGUGGUGCUUCACAAAGAGCAAUACAAAGCUGUAUGCUCUGAUUCAACUCAGCAAAAAACUCAAAGGCAUUUUAGUAAUGUAAAAAACCAGCCAUUUAUUUUUAUGCUUGUGAAUUGUUUUAAUGUUUGUUCACACAUUUUUGCAUUUUAAAUGAAAAUACUUUGUUUUUACAGAAAGUUUUGCGGGGUACUUUUGGGUUAAAUAUUAUAGGCAUAUAUAAAUAUAUCUGAUUGUGAUGCUAACAUUUUGUUGUUGUUUUGAUUGUUACACAAAUAAGUUUUCUGAAUAUUUUGUAAAACCAAUCGUCUCUGAUAAGUUAUGCAAUUGUGUUUUUGUAUGCUUGUGCUGUAAAUAGAUUUUACAGAUAAAUAUUUUAAAUAAAUCUUAUGUCUACA
Austrofundulus limnaeus is the source of this 4387-nucleotide messenger RNA. RefSeq names its product filamin-A-interacting protein 1. The transcript has 6 exons. The record is from RefSeq and is a predicted model, not a curated record. Lineage: Eukaryota; Metazoa; Chordata; Actinopteri; Cyprinodontiformes; Rivulidae. The coding region runs from base 230 to 3871 and encodes 1213 amino acids.